AGAGAGGGAGACAGGCUCGAGAGAAAGCGCAUGUGUGAUUCCGCUCUCCAUGCAGGCAGCCCACCACUGGCAAGCUCCCGUCAUCUUAUGUGUGUAACGUCUCUACUGCCGACAGCCGUACGUACCAGCGUCCGCCGGCACUGCGGGGGAAAAUUCAACCCAUAAUGGAUUGCUAAUGAACGGAGCCUUUCUUUUUCUUUUCGUCUUGUUUUUCCCCCGACUGUCAUCUUCUUCAAUGUCUCUUAUCAGUUUUUAACCAAAACAAAAUGAGGAUUUCUUGUGACCAGUUUCUAUUGAUAUUGUCUGUCUUUCGGGGACUCACAAUGGGGGCUUUCCCAAGCAGUGUACAGAUCGGCGGCCUGUUCAUCAGAAACACGGAUCAGGAAUACACAGCAUUUCGCCUGGCCAUCUUUCUGCACAAUACCAGUCCCAACGCGUCUGAGGCCCCCUUCAACCUGGUGCCUCAUGUGGACAACAUCGAGACGGCCAACAGCUUUGCUGUCACCAAUGCCUUCUGCUCGCAGUACUCGCGGGGCGUCUUCGCCAUCUUCGGCCUGUAUGACAAGCGUUCUGUGCACACACUGACGUCGUUCUGCGGGGCGCUGCACAUCUCCCUCAUCACGCCCAGCUUCCCCACCGAGGGAGAGAGCCAAUUCACGCUGCAGCUCCGGCCCUCCAUCCGUGGGGCGCUGCUCUCGCUGCUCGACCACUACGACUGGAACAAGUUUGUCUUCCUCUAUGACACCGACCGGGGGUACGCCAUACUACAGGCCAUCAUGGAGAAGGCGGGCCAGAACAGCUGGCAGGUGAGCGCCAUCUGCGUGGAGAGCUUCGACGACGCUGCCUACCGGCGCCUCCUGGAGGACCUGGACCGACGGCAGGAGAAGAAGUUUGUCAUCGACCUGGAGGCGGAGAGACUCACCAACAUGCUGGAGCAGAUUGUCAGUGUCGGAAAACAUGUCAAAGGCUACCAUUACAUCAUGGCUAACUUGGGUUUUAAGGACAUCAACCUUGAGCGCUUCAUGCAUGGCGGGGCCAAUGUGUCGGGCUUCCAGCUAGUGGACUUCAGCAACCCCAUGGUCAUCAAGCUGAUGCAGCGCUGGAACAAGCUGGACCAGAGGGAGUACCCGGGCUCCGACAGCCCCCCGAAGUACACGUCGGCUCUGACCUACGACGGCGUGAUGGUGAUGGCGGAGGCCUUUAGGAACCUGCGUAGGCAGAAAGUGGACAUCUCUCGCAGGGGGAACGCUGGGGACUGUCUGGCCAACCCCGCCGCCCCAUGGAACCAGGGCAUCGACAUGGAGCGCACCCUCAAACAGGUCCGGAUGCAGGGAUUAACAGGUAAUGUCCAGUUUGACCACUAUGGACGCAGAGUCAACUACACCAUGGACGUGUUUGAGCUGAAGAACAACGGACCCAGACGGAUGGGUUACUGGACGGAUUCAGACAAGCUGGUUCUGAUCCAGAAUGAAGCCCUCCUUCCCAAUGAAAUCCUGGAGAACAGAACUGUUGUAGUCACCACUAUCAUGGAGGGUCCAUAUGUCAUGUUGAAGAAGAACUGGGAGUUGUACGAGGGCAACGACCAGUACGAAGGCUACUGCGUGGACCUGGCCUCGGAGAUUGCCAAACACAUUGGCAUCAAGUACAAGAUCGCUAUCGUUCCUGACGGAAAGUAUGGUGCCCGGGACCCGGAGACCAAGAUUUGGAAUGGCAUGGUCGGGGAGCUGGUGUACGGGAAAGCGGAAAUCGCUGUGGCCCCAUUGACAAUCACGCUGGUCCGGGAGGAGGUGAUCGACUUCUCCAAGCCCUUCAUGUCGCUGGGCAUCUCCAUCAUGAUCAAGAAGCCCCAGAAGUCCAAACCUGGGGUGUUCUCCUUCCUGGACCCGCUGGCCUACGAGAUCUGGAUGUGCAUUGUGUUCGCCUACAUCGGCGUGAGCGUGGUGCUCUUCCUGGUCAGCCGUUUCAGCCCGUACGAGUGGCACACCGAGGAGCCCGAAGAGGGUACCGACGGUCCGCCCAGCGACCAGCCCCCCAACGAGUUUGGCAUCUUCAACUCCCUCUGGUUCUCCCUGGGUGCCUUCAUGCAGCAGGGAUGUGACAUCUCCCCCAGGUCUCUGUCGGGGCGUAUUGUGGGUGGUGUGUGGUGGUUCUUCACACUCAUCAUAAUCUCCUCCUACACGGCCAACCUGGCUGCCUUCCUCACAGUAGAGAGGAUGGUGUCGCCUAUAGAGAGUGCUGAGGACCUGGCUAAACAGACAGACAUCGCCUACGGUACCCUAGACUCCGGCUCCACUAAAGAGUUCUUCAGGAGGUCAAAGAUCGCGGUCUACGAGAAGAUGUGGGGCUACAUGAAGUCAGCCGAACCGACUGUGUUUACCAAGAACACACAGGAGGGAGUUGUACGUGUGCGGAAGAGCAAAGGGAAGUACGCUUUCCUAUUGGAGUCAACCAUGAACGAGUACACAGAACAGCGGAAACCCUGCGACACCAUGAAGGUCGGCGGCAACCUGGACUCCAAAGGAUAUGGAGUGGCCACCCCCAAGGGUUCACUGUUAAGAACGCCGGUAAACCUAGCCGUGUUGAAACUGAGUGAAUCAGGCGUCUUAGACAAGCUGAAAAACAAAUGGUGGUACGAUAAGGGCGAGUGUGGACCCACGGCCUCAGGAAGUAAGGACAAGUCGUCCCAGGCCCUGUCGUUGAGCAAUGUGGCGGGGGUCUUCUAUAUCCUUGUGGGGGGCCUGGGUCUGGCCAUGCUGGUGGCCCUCAUCGAAUUCUGCUACAAGUCCCGGAACGAGGCCAAGCGAAUGAAGCUGACCUUCACGGAGGCCAUGAGGAACAAGGCACGCCUGUCGAUCACAGGCAGUGUGGGGGAGAAUGGGCGCGUCCUGACGCCCGACUGUCCCAAAGCGGUCCACUCGGGCCCCUCACUCCGCCAGAGCUCCGGCCUGGCCUUGGUCUCCUCUGAGCUCCCGUGAAAACCAAAAACCUUCCAAGUGCCUUAAAAACGACAAACCCACAACCACCAUAUACCACAAAGACACAGGACAAACACCACCCAAACCAGACACCACCACCAGUGUGUGGGCAGACAGGGACUAACUAACAUUGUGGAGGUUUUUUAAUAUAGCAGAAAUUGGGACUUUGCCAUUUGAGUAUGUAGUGAAUCUGUGGCCAUUUUGGAUGGAGUUCUGUGGAAAAGUACAAUCUGUAUUUUUACUGUGUGGCCAAGUGAGGGCUAAUUGUAAUCAAGCUGCCAUUUUCGGGUGCAGAGGUGGAGAUUGCGUCUGAGAUGUUCCACUGAAGACCCUGUGCCAACUUAUCAUUGUAAUCACUGGCGAAGGAAGAGCAGGAGGAAUUGAGAGUGAAGUGAAAAUGAAAAAUAAAGGAAGACCAGAAAACUUGAAACGUGUAACUGUGGAUUGCUGACUGAAUUGGCAAACUGAAUCACAAUCAAGAUUGUUUUCCAAAUGUGGACAAUUGUUACCAGACGAGAGCAGUGUUCAAAAGACAACUGCCAGACAACAAUCUCACUGAAUAUCAAUAACUGACAUCAUGUGGGGACUGUCUCCUGUUGUCAUCAUGGAGAUAAAAAACUAUAAUUAUUAAUAAACUACAAUAACUCUAUUGAUAAUACAUAUAAGAUAAAUAAACUGUGAAGAUUUAGUAAAUAUGUAUAUUCUGUGAAGACGAAGCUAAAGAAAAAAGAUGUUCUGUACAAAGAAGAGACUGUAUAACAUGCUUGCUUUUUAAACAGAUGUAAAUAGCUGAUUCAGUAGUGGACAGAGGGCAGUUCUCUUUUUGUAACCAUCUUUAAAUAAAUAAUUCAUCGCAAUAAUGGAUAAGACGACGUUGUUGAAAAAGGAGAGACAUUGAGACAGCGUUUUAUUCCUUCAACGUUCAGUUCAAAGCGCCAUGUUCCAUGGGCAUGGUAUCAACUCUGCCCAUCUAGAUACCUUUUCUCUACAUAUUAAUAUAUUCAGCGAUGAAUGUUAAUUAGUCCCAUCCUCAUCCUCUAGCAUCACCCCCAUCAUCUUGCCCCACCCCAUCCUCUAGCCACACCCCACACUGUGCAGUCAUAGACCAGAAUGUGGCUGAUAGACCGAAUUUUAUGUUUAAAUGCUUUACUUGCGUUUCCACUAGAAAACAAACAAUAUUUUUUGUGUCGUUUGAUCUAUUUUUUGUAACGAUCAAUUACAUUUACUGUCCGUCUCCUGAUUUUUCAAUGUUUUUUCAAUGUUCGCGGCUGUUGAACGUCUUAUCUGGGUAGAUAUUUCAGAUUAUUGUGUAUGGAGAGUGUAAUGCAUUUUUUUUUAAUGUGAAAUGAGAAACGCAAUUUUUUCCUCAUUGCUAUAUUAUUUCACGAGUCAAAGCUUAUAUAAACAGUAUUUAUUGAGUAAAAAAGAAGAAGAAUAUUUGUAUUAUUGAGCCAUGGUCAAAGCUUUGGUCCUCUUGGUCCCUAACACUGUGGAUCCUCACUGUGGAUCCUCAGUAGAAGAAUCUAUGGUCUACUUCCUCUCAUUGAAGUUAUUAGUUUGCAGUGGAGAUUUCAACACAUGGCCGAUGGAAGGGCAAUCUCUAGGCCCGUGGGCAGCAAUAGGACACUGACUUUUACUGUGUCAUCCUUUUGUCUCUUUCAUUUUCAACUUUUUUGCCCCAAAACCUGUUUCUGCUAUUGUUGUUGUCGGACAAAUAUGUGCAAUGUUAUCAAUGUUUUCAAUUGCUGCCUCUGUCUUUUGCCCUUACACACAUUCACAUACACGUCCACAUACAUGUACACGUAGUAGUGGUUGUAGCUUGUAUGGCUGCCUGGGCGGACCCCCACUUCAGCCCCCUCCUGCACUAACUGUCCAUUUUAUUCAGACAUUUGGAACAACACAAAUAAAUAAUCAUAACAUUUAAAAAUACAUACAAAAUAAAACGCAUAAAUAUCAAAAAGAAGUAACAAAGACAAAUAGAAACAAAUUUGUGUUGAUUUGGCACUCGAGCAUCAAUAAAUUACCCAUCCCCCAACACUGUCAACCAAGAGUCAAGAUUAAACCAAUUCACCUUGGUGGUGUGCAGACUGAUUUUAUAUUAUUGUUAAUGAUUUCACACAAACCAGAAAAAAAUGCAACAAUAUGUCUGUGAAACUAUAUAUUCACAGUAUUAUGAAUGAACUGUGGUUUAUUUGGUAGAAUUUCAUAGUGUGACUGAUUUUACUAAUUCCAUUAGUACUGUACAAAGUUAGCGGUGUGCUAUUUGAUAGAUUCCCCAGCUCCCCCUACCUCGGGUUUCCAGUGGGGAGACCUGAGGUCAACCUACCCCCGCCCCCUCCCCAUCUCGUACUUCUGAGUGGGAGACCUUCCCAGUAGCCUGCCUAGCUCAUAAACUAGAAUCAGGGCUCCCACUCCGACAAGGUUAAUUGACCCACAGUCCCACACGGUGACAUGAUAUCAUUGACGUGACGUGCUAAUGAGCGAUAGAAAACCGAUCGCACAAAUGUCACCAUUCCGAUUAUUUUUGGUGCGGCCGCCCCGUGCCGCCCCGGCAAGAUGCCACCCUGGGCGACUACCCAUGUCGCCUAUACCUAAAUCUGCCACUGUGUACACGACAUGUACAGAGGAGGCUGGUGGGAGGAGGUAUAGGAGGACGGGCUCAUUGUAAUGGCUGAAUGGAAUCAAUGAAACAGUAUCAAACACAUCAAACACAUGGAAACCACAUGAUUGACUCUGUUCCAUUGAUUCCAUUCCAGCCCGUCCUCCUAUAGCUUCUCUCACCAGCCUCUUCUGGUACACACACACACGCACACACACACACACACACACACCGGAUGGACCUUGUUGCUUUGAGAGAAUUAACCAGCUAUAACAUAUUUCAGGCCAUGCGUUUUGGUUCUGCCAUAUGUCUGUAAAAUUAAAAUGGCAUCCUAUUUUGGUUUCAAUUGUACAUCUUUAUUUUGAUCAUUUUUUAGUAAAAAGUUAAUCCAAA
Messenger RNA from Salmo salar (Atlantic salmon), 5967 nucleotides. RefSeq names its product glutamate receptor 4. The record is from RefSeq and is a predicted model, not a curated record. Gene Ontology annotation, cellular component: membrane. Gene Ontology annotation, molecular function: signaling receptor activity; ligand-gated monoatomic ion channel activity. Gene Ontology annotation, biological process: monoatomic ion transport. Lineage: Eukaryota; Metazoa; Chordata; Actinopteri; Salmoniformes; Salmonidae.